This is a messenger RNA of Corticium candelabrum, 1084 nucleotides long. RefSeq lists its product as uncharacterized. The record is from RefSeq and is a predicted model, not a curated record. NCBI's taxonomy places the organism in Eukaryota, Metazoa, Porifera, Homoscleromorpha, Homosclerophorida, Plakinidae. The coding region runs from base 59 to 652 and encodes 197 amino acids. The transcript has a single exon.
AUCUUUGCCGGCUGUCAGAUGGAUUGAGCAGUGUGAUUGUGGAACUGCAUUAGACGAAAUGGGAUACCACUUGCUGACUUGUAAGAAGGGUGGUGGGCCUGUUUGGUCACACGAUUCGAUAGUAAGUGAAUGGGAUGACUGUUUGCGGCAGCUGCAGAUUCACCACAAAAAGGAACCGAGGGACAGAUACAAUGAUAGCAACAACAGACCGGACAUCGCUGUCUUUGAUGUUGGCUCUGGUGCCAAUGUGGAACUAGAUGUAGCCCUUUCACAUCCAUGGGCAUCGGACAUUGUGAGUCAGGCUGCUGAGAAAGACGGGGCAGCAGCAGCAAGAAGAGAGGACAGGAAGACAAAAAAAUACAGUGAGCUAAAGCUCGCUGGAAUGUCUUCAAUGAGAUUUGUUCCCCUCGUCAUGGAACACUUUGGUCGCUGGGGUGAAGAAGCCACAAAGUAUCUACAGGAACUAUCUCGCCGAUCAUGUGAUGAUGCUGGCAACAAUAACUGCAAUGAGUUUAUGUGCCUUUGUCGAAAGCGGUUUUCAAUAACACUACAGCGGUGCAAUGCAAAGACAAUAGCAAAAAAAAUUUCUAUUCUUACCUUUAAUAGUUGUAACACUGUAGAUGACUUUGUCACACAAUUUUACAUACAUUAGGUAUAGAUAGCAGUAUAGUUGUAGUGGCCGCAUAGAGCCUGCUUAAACUCACCUUCUCUUCAUUAGCCUGUAGUAGUGUUCAUGUUUGAAAUAUAUGAGGAUUGACAGACAGACAGACAGACAGACAGACAGACAGACCCGGAUGACGGGCGUGUAGCAUCCAAGACUUGAGGCCUUGUUGUUUUCGCCUUGCUUGUCCGUUCUCUGGCAAUGUCUUCUGCCGAGAAAUGUCCAUACGAGUCUUGUCAUGUUUCGGACACACUGAAGAGAGUUCUGUGUCAUAUCCGCGAUGCUCACGACCCGAAUCUCCUCCCAGGGGAUUUCAUCGCUCGCCUGAAUCUUCUUCAGUGCUCAUUCUGCAAAAGAUGGUACUUGAAGUUGAAACAACACACUUCUCAAUGCCGUUCUCGGAAAUCCGUUUCUGAUGGUCAA